Molecule: messenger RNA, 1331 nt
Organism: Centropristis striata (black sea bass)
Lineage: Eukaryota; Metazoa; Chordata; Actinopteri; Perciformes; Serranidae
Product: large ribosomal subunit protein uL3-like
Exons: 10
Coding region: 1-1278 (425 amino acids)
Biological process (GO): ribosomal large subunit assembly; translation
Cellular component (GO): ribosome; cytosolic large ribosomal subunit
Molecular function (GO): RNA binding; structural constituent of ribosome
Source: RefSeq, a predicted model, not a curated record
AUGACCCUUCCAUCUCUCUCUUUCUAUUCCUCCACUGGACGCUGUGCAGACAUGUCUCAUCGCAAGUUCCAUGCACCUCGCCAUGGACACAUGGGCUUCCUGCCCCACAAGCGCAGCAAGAAGCACAGAGGGAAGGUGCGCACGUGGCCCAAAGACGACCCCAGUAAACCGGUCCACCUCACCGCAUUCCCAGGAUACAAGGCUGGCAUGACUCACACGCUGAGGGACAUGCACCGCACCGGCCUCAAGCAAGCAAAGCGAGAAGUCGUGGAGGCGGUGACCAUCAUUGAGACUCCUCCAGUCAUCGUGAUGGGGGUGGUGGGAUACAUUCACACCAUCCGUGGCUUACGUCCCUUGAAAACCAUCUUUGCUGAGCAUCUCAGUGACGAGUGCAAGAGAAGAUUUUAUAAAAACUGGCACAAGAGCAAGAAGAAGGCGUUCACCAAGUACAGUAAGAAGUGGACGGAUGAGACGGGGAAGAAACAGCUGGACAAGGAUUUCAACCAGAUGAAGAAAUACUGUUCAGUCAUCAGGGUUCUUGUUCACACUCAGAUGCGGCUGCUGCCCAUCCUGCAGAAGAAGGCCCACGUCCUGGAGGUGCAGCUGAACGGAGGAAGCAUCUCUGAUAAGGUGGACUGGGCCAAGGAGCGUCUGGAGCAGGCCGUGCCCGUCUCCUCCGUCUUCUACCAGGACGAGAUGAUCGACGUCAUCGGAGUCACCCGGGGCCGCGGCUUCAAAGGUGUGACGAGCCGCUGGAAGACCAAGAAGCUUCCGAGGAAAACCCACAAAGGUCUGAGGAAGGUGGCGUGUAUCGGAGCGUGGCAUCCGGCCCGCGUCUCCUUCACCAUCGCACGAGCCGGUCAGAAGGGUUACCACCACCGCACUGAGCUCAACAAGAAGGUCUACCGUGUUGGUCAAGGUGUUCACAUCCAGGAUGGAAAGGUGAUCCGGAACAACGCCUCCACUAACUACGACACCAGCCAGAAGACCAUCACACCCAUGGGAGGCUUCCCCCACUACGGUGAAGUGAACAAUGACUUCCUCAUGCUGAAGGGCUGCGUGGUCGGAGCUACCAAACGUGUCCUCACCCUCAGAAAGUCUUUGCUCGUUCACACGUCUCGCAAGUCCAAGGAAACCAUCGAGCUCAAGUUCAUCGACACCACGUCCAAAUUUGGUCACGGCCGUUUCCAGACCGCCCAGGAGAAGAGAUCCUUCAUGGGGCCGCUGAAGAAAGACGCCGUGAAAGCCGUGGUGGAGCCGCUGACAGAGGAGGCCUGAAGAACUUCUCUUAUCUCAACUGUCAUUCAAUAAAAACUGAGUUUCAAAUACAC